GGAAAAACACCCAGACUGUUGGCAAAGGAUAAUGAGCAUAAGGAUGCUCUUAAAGAAUGUCGUAAGGCAGAAAAACAGUCUGCUAAGUUGUCAAAAGGAGGAAGUAGAACAGGAGAGCCUUAUGCUAUCAGAGUAGGUAUUAUUGGAAGCCAGUGGUAACCACAUUUAUUAACCUUUUACUCCCUGGUAUCCAUAUGUAAAUUCUGUAGAAUUAUCUCCAUACAUUUCCUUAAAGAAUCAGUGGAGAGAAUUUGAUUAAAGAUCAAAGCAUUUUCCUUUUAGGUUAUCAUGAUGAAUUCUGAUUACCUUAUCUCUUGAUCAUGUAGUAAUAUUGUAAGGGGAAAAUUGAUUUUUGUCACUUUAGUCAAUUAGAAGGUUAAGGCUGCUGGUAGGGGUCUCAUAUAGAAUUUUAGUAGCAGGAGAAAGGUGUAAUGUUACAAGAGAAUAAUUUAAAAGAUGCUCCACGUCUGUAUAAAAAAUAGUCUUAACAUCAACAAGAGAAUUCUGCAUAACAAUGAAGAAUUCUCCGUCCUCCAAUGCCCAAUGAAUGCCCUGCUGCAGUCCCUUGAUCCAGUUGACCAGCAUUAUAGUAACCACAAUUGGACCCAAUGUUUAAUACAUGUACAUAGUUAUGUACAGAUGAUUGGAGGUUGAUUGUUUAGUUUUGUUUUCUUCUGUUUUGUAGCUUUAUGACUGGAUCCAAGAACAUGAGGAAAAAGUGCUGAACAUUUUUUAUCAGUUUGAUCCAGAGGAGGAAGAUGGGAGUAGACAAGGAAAA
This is a messenger RNA of Porites evermanni, 778 nucleotides long. NCBI's taxonomy places the organism in Eukaryota, Metazoa, Cnidaria, Anthozoa, Scleractinia, Poritidae. The record is from the annotation of a GenBank genome assembly.